UAGCAUGCUAACGUUAGCCUGCUAGCGUGCUAAAUUUUUGCGCUAGUUUUGCAACCGUUGACCCCAGAGUCAUGCAACUUAGCACGUGCCACUUGUAAACUGUUAGCAUGCUAACAUUAAAGUGCUAAUGCUAGCCUUUUUGCUACUUUCUGUGUCUACACCAACAAAUACUGCAUUUUUGGUAUUUGUUCUUACCCGGUCAUGUGCUAGCUUCUUAACGUUAGCGUGCUAGUAUGCUAACAUUAGCAUGGCUACGUUUCCAGCCAAUAUUACACUUUUCGGUGUAAUUCCGCAGCCACACAGCUUAGAGUCAUAAAACUUUGUAUUUUGAAACAUGCUAACUGUAUGCAUGUUUACGAUAGCAUACUAGCAUGCUAAUAUGAACAUGCUACCUUUUUAGCUAAUUCUACGUUUUUUUUUCUCUCUAAUUAGACCGCCAUGCACCUUACAGUCAUAUAACUUGACGUCCGUGAGGAACAUCUUCUCCCCGAGCAGGAGGGGUGGAGCUUCAGGAUGGCGAAGGAGGAGCCACACACCUCCCACUUUAAAGAGGAAGAGGAGGAGCACAGCAUCAGUCAGGUGGGAGAGCAUCUUGAAUGGUUGGAGGAGUUCCCAGUGACUGUGAAGAGUGAAGAUGAGGAGGUCAAAGGUGAGAGAGAGGCGGAGCCUCCGACAGAAGGUGAUGGAGACCACUGUGGAGGACCACCAGCAGACAAGAUCUUAGCUCCACUAUCAGAUAGUGACGAGACGACGUCUCACUCUGCUGACACUGAUGAUGAAGACUCUAAAGAUAAAACACACUUGACAUGUUCUCACUGUGACAAAACCUUUAAAUACCCCAGUAAACUGAUAAGUCACAUGAGAACGCACACCGGAGAAAAACCCUUUUCCUGCUCGGUUUGUGGUAAAGGAUGCACACAAAAAAACCAUUUGAAAGCCCACAUGCAAACACACACCGGAGUAAAACCUUUCUCAUGUUCAGUCUGCGGUAAAGGAUUUGCACGUAAAUACGUGUUAAAGCACCACAUGGAGUCGCACCCCGCCGUGGAAAAAACCUUUCCCUGUUCAAUCUGCGGUAAAGUCUUUUUACACACCAACUAUUUAACAAAACACAGGAGAACGCACACCGGAGAAAAACCUUUUCCUUGCUCGAUAUGUGGUAAAGGUUUCGGAACCAGUCAGUUUGUGAAAGCACACAUGAGAAUACACACCGGAGAAAAACCCUUUUCCUGCUCAGUCUGUAGGAAAGGUUUCACACAAAGACAGCAUGUGAAACAACACAAGAGAACGCACACGGGUGAAAAACCUCAUGUCUGUUCGGUCUGUGGGAAAGCUUUUGCACGUCGUCACCAUUUGAUAACACACAUGAGGACACACACCGGUGAGAAAGUGUUGAGUUGUGGUGUGUGUGGUGAAAGAUUCUCUUCUAAGUACCAGUGUAAGAAACACAAGUGUGCUGCUCAGGACAGCAAAUGAUUUGCAUUUCUAACUGUAAAUGAUUCCUUUACAUGAUGUACAUAUUUGUUUUGUACCUUUGCUUUUGAGUACAUAUAAAUCCCUCUUAGUUGGUUCACAUGUGAAACAUCUUCUGGAAGCAUAUUAUUAUUGACUUUAUACAUCAUUUGAGCAGUUGUGUUUUAUACAAGAUCAUUUACUUUUAAAAUGUGUCAUUUGUUGGCUCCCAAUAAUCCAUUCUAUUAAUGAUCUUUAUUGCUAUCUUUUGUGAUAUGAAUAUUGUUUUUUAUGCAUGUCCCCACACCUUUAUGCAACUA
This is a messenger RNA of Nerophis lumbriciformis (worm pipefish), 1772 nucleotides long. RefSeq lists its product as uncharacterized. Gene Ontology annotation, biological process: regulation of gene expression. Gene Ontology annotation, cellular component: nucleus. Lineage: Eukaryota; Metazoa; Chordata; Actinopteri; Syngnathiformes; Syngnathidae. The record is from RefSeq and is a predicted model, not a curated record.